GACUGGAGGGCUAAUGAUGGAGGGGGGCUAGUAACAAGGGGGGGGGGGCAAGUGAAAGGCAUUGGUCAGGCACAGCAUUUCUGUACGCAAAUCGUGGCAGCUGAUGGUGUGCUUUCUCUCUCAGAGGCGAACAAUGGUGUCCAACUCCCCGUCCCCCUUACCUGAAAGGGCUAUUUACGGUUUUGUCCUAUACCUCGGCUCGUGGUUUGGAUUCAUCCUGUAUCUCGUGUGGGCUUAUGUUCCCGAGCCUUGGCUGCACUCCGUGGGACUCACUUACUGGCCGCAAAAGUACUGGGCUGUGGCUUUGCCCAUCUAUCUCCUCGUUGUUAUCGUCAUUGCUUACAUGUUACUGUGUGGGAUCAACAUGAUGAGUACGGCCCCACUGGGCUCCGUGGACAACAUCACAGAUAACUACGCAAUGAACCAGCAGAGGAAACCAUAUGUGAAAGGAGCGAUCCCUGGCUUUGAGGACGUCUCUAUCAGCGAGGUUAAUCAAAUGUUCUUCCUCUCUACGCCAAGCGAGUCGGCUGGUGAUCAGGGUGACGUGUGGUGUUCGACGGCUGCUAGGAAUAUAGAUUAGCUCGAUUGCCAUUCUUGGCCUGCAGAUCGAGAUUUGAUGCUGGGGUCAGGGUGGGAGGGAGGGGAGGGGAAGGGAC
Molecule: messenger RNA, 656 nt
Organism: Callorhinchus milii (elephant shark)
Lineage: Eukaryota; Metazoa; Chordata; Chondrichthyes; Chimaeriformes; Callorhinchidae
Gene: pigp
Product: phosphatidylinositol glycan anchor biosynthesis, class P
Exons: 4
Coding region: 104-580 (158 amino acids)
Biological process (GO): GPI anchor biosynthetic process
Molecular function (GO): phosphatidylinositol N-acetylglucosaminyltransferase activity
Source: RefSeq, a predicted model, not a curated record